This is a messenger RNA of Prorocentrum cordatum, 915 nucleotides long. NCBI's taxonomy places the organism in Eukaryota, Dinophyceae, Prorocentrales, Prorocentraceae. The record is from the annotation of a GenBank genome assembly.
AUGGCAGCAGGCCUUGACAUUGCUCGAAGAGAUGUUGCGCGCGAGGUUGGAGCCAGACAGGUCACAUACCUCGGCGGGAUCAGCGCGUGCGGAAAAGGCGCAGCGUGGUGGCCGGCGCUGUCCCUGCUCGCCGAGAUGCGGGAGGUGAAGUUGGAGCCCGACGUCAUCAGCUACGGCGCCGCGAUCAGCGCGUGCGAGGAGGGCGCACAGUGGCGGCAGGCAGUCGCGCUGCUCGGUGAGAUGCGGGAGGCGAGGGUGGAGCCCAGCGUCGUGAGCUACAGCGCCGGAGUCAGCGCGUGUGGGGUGUGUGGGCAGUGGCAGCUGGCGCUGUCUCUGCUCGCCGAGAUGGCGGAGGCCAAGGUGGAGCCCAACGUUUUUCUUCAGCUACAGCGCUGGGAUAAGCGCGUGCGAGAAGAGCGAGCAGUGGCAGCGGGCUUUGGCGCUGUUGAGCGAGAUUCGGGAGGCGAAAGUGGAGCUCAACGUUAUCGCUGUCGCUUACUGCGCUUCGAUCAGCGCGUGCGAGAAGGGUGCACAGUGGCAACAGGCUGUGGAGCUGCUCAGCGAGGCGAGGGAGGCGAAGCUGGAGCCCAACGUCACCUCUACACCGCUGGGAUUAGAGCGUGUGGGAAUGGCGGGGAGUGGCAGCGGGGCUUGGCGCUGUUCCGAGAGAUGCGGGAUGCUGCAUUGGAGCUCGGCGUCAUAAGCUACAACGUGGGCAUGGUCACGUGCGUGAGGGGCGGGCAGUGGCAGCAGGCUCUGGGACUGCUGGGCGAGAUGCAGGAGGCGACCGUGGAGCCCGAUGCGGUCAGCUACAACGCUGGGAUCGGCACCUGCGAGAGAGCAGCCGGGCGUGCCGCCUGUCUCGGCCCGCCCGGGCUCCCGAUCCUCCACGGGCCGGGCUGGGUUCGCUCCUGA